CGAGCAGCACGGGAGCUCGGCUGGCUCGUGCGGAGAAAGAAAUCCAGUCCUGAACACGGAACUGUGGGUUCCCGGGUGAGGCCGCGGUGCCGCUGAUCCAUAGCUUCCUAUUUUAAAGCGUCCUUGCCAGAAACACGGGCGGCGGACAGACUUGAAGCGCGAUGAGCGUCUGACAGCGCGGACAGGAAGCAUGGCUGACUCUCCCAGGGAGGGAAGACUGGCCAGGUGUCCAGACUUCACCCAGCUGGCUGACAUGGCGUCUGAGUCUGUAGGAGGAAAGGUUUUAUUUGCAACAGAUGACUUCUUUGCUCCUGCGGAAAACCUUAUAAAGAGCGACAGCCCAAGCUUCAGAGAACACGAAUACACUGAGUUUGGGAAGUGGAUGGAUGGAUGGGAGACCAGAAGGAAGAGGAUUCCAGGUCACGACUGGUGCGUCAUCAAGCUGGGGAUACAAGGCAUUAUCCGAGGCUUCGAUGUGGACAUUUCUUACUUCAUGGGCGAUUACGCUCCUCGAAUGUCAAUUCAAGCAGCAAACUUGGAAGAAGAUAAACAACCAGCAAUCCCGCAAAGAGGAGUCAGGACGGGAGCCGCCGCCACGCCGGAGGAGUUCGAGGCUGUUGCCCAGCUGAAGUCCGAUGACUGGAAUUACCUGGUCCCCAUGACAGAGCUUAAACCAGGAAAGCCUGCUUCCAGCCACAAUUAUUUUCCUGUCAAUUCCCAGCAGAGAUGGAGUCACGUAAGACUCAACAUUUUCCCAGAUGGUGGAAUCGCACGUCUUAGAGUGUACGGUAUUGGACAGAAAGACUGGACUGCAACUGACUCCAAAGAACCAUUUGACCUAGUGGCCAUCGCUCACGGGGGUGCCUGUGUAGGAUACAGCAAUGCUCACUUUGGGCAUCCAAACAAUAUGAUAGGAGUCGGCAAGGCCAAGUCCAUGGCAGACGGCUGGGAGACUGCAAGAAGGCUGGACAGGCCGCCAGUAUUAGAGAAUGAUGAGAAUGGCAUUCUCCUUGUUCCAGGUUGUGAAUGGGCAGUUUUCCGAUUGGCACAUCCUGGAGUCAUAACUCAAAUAGAAAUUGAUACAACACAUUUUAAAGGCAAUUCUCCCGAUAGCUGUAAGCUGGAGGGCUGUAUCCUGACGACCCAGGAGGAAGAAGACAUGAUCAAGCAGAAGUGGGAGCUUCCAGGCCAGAAGUGGAAACCGCUGCUGCCAGUCACCAAGCUCUCCGCCAACAAAAGUCACUUGUUCGACAGCCUGACCCUGGAGCUCCAGGACGUCAUCACGCACACGAGGCUCACCAUCUCCCCGGACGGCGGCGUGAGCCGUCUGCGGCUCAAGGGCUUCCCCAGCUCCAUCUGCCUCCUGCGGCCCCGCGAGAAGCCCAUGAUGAGGUUCUCCGUGAAAGCGGGCUUCCGAGCCAACCUCUGACUCCACACACGGCCGAGCGCUGCCUAUGGGACGACGCAGUCCUCUGCUUCUCCUGAACUUAAACUUAAGAGGUUUCUAGCAAUGACUCUAAGAUCAAUAUAAUUCCUGGUGAUUUAAUAAAGAGGCCCCUCACAGGUUGACAUCUGUGCUUACUGUCGCUAUGAAGCAUGUGGUAGGCUAUGAAAGGCUGUGGCUGUGAAAGGCAGGUGGUCUCAUAGGAUUACUUUUCAAAACCACUGCAAGAUCUUGAUAUUUAUGGCAUGUUCUGUACAUUCUGUCUGUGGAUUUGGCAGGCUGCAUACACAUAGCCUAUUGCCUUUAAAAGUUUAAGCCCAUCGGGGCGCCUGGGUGGCACAGCGGUUGAGCC
This is a messenger RNA of Ailuropoda melanoleuca (giant panda), 1796 nucleotides long. RefSeq names its product allantoicase (gene ALLC). NCBI's taxonomy places the organism in Eukaryota, Metazoa, Chordata, Mammalia, Carnivora, Ursidae. The coding region runs from base 191 to 1429 and encodes 412 amino acids. The transcript is spliced from 12 exons. The record is from RefSeq and is a predicted model, not a curated record. Gene Ontology annotation, molecular function: allantoicase activity. Gene Ontology annotation, biological process: allantoin catabolic process.